CUCCUCUGWAUUCGCUCUUCGUUUCUUCCCUCUGACUGGGAACCACAACUGAAGCUCGAAGCGCCGCUUGUAGACUUAUCAAACCCCAACCCUAAGUCUCAACUUCCAUAUCUUCUCAGAAGCGGAAAUGGCUUCCUUGCCUUUCUCUUCUUCGGCUCUGGUAUCUCGUUCCUCUCUACGCCGUGGAACUUCCCAUUCCGUUGAGCCUUGUUUUCGGAUUCCUGCUCGAAGUGGCGUGAGAUGUAAUCUGGUGGAGCCAUUAAAGUUUAACAAUGGAAAACCAUGUAUUCCGGUGCUCAAUGACCAAACCAUGUCCAGUUUCUUGACUUCAAGGUACGCAGAAAGCUUGACGAACAAAAACGAUACCAGGCUGCGCAUUUUCUCAGGCACAGCUAAUCCUUCUCUUUCUCAGGAAAUUGCAUGCUACAUGGGCCUGGAGCUGGGAAAGAUCAAGAUAAAACGGUUUGCCGAUGGUGAAAUCUAUGUUCAGUUGCAAGAGAGUGUUAGAGGGUGUGAUGUAUAUCUGGUGCAACCCACAUGUCCUCCAGCAAAUGAGAAUCUCAUGGAGCUUUUGAUAAUGAUUGAUGCUUGUCGGAGGGCGUCUGCCAAAAAUAUUACUGCUGUGAUCCCAUAUUUUGGAUAUGCUAGGGCUGAUAGAAAGACCCAAGGUCGUGAGUCCAUUGCAGCCAAACUUGUGGCAAACCUGAUAACAGAAGCAGGUGCAAACCGUGUUCUUGCAUGUGAUCUUCAUUCGGGCCAGUCCAUGGGUUACUUUGAUAUUCCAGUGGAUCAUGUGUAUGGUCAGCCUGUAAUUCUUGAUUACUUAGCCAGCAAGACCAUAUGUUCAGAUGAUUUGGUAGUGGUUUCACCGGAUGUUGGAGGUGUUGCUAGGGCACGUGCUUUUGCUAAGAAAUUAUCUGAUGCCCCAUUAGCUAUUGUGGAUAAAAGGCGUCAUGGGCACAACGUUGCCGAGGUGAUGAAUCUUAUUGGUGAUGUUAAAGGAAAAGUAGCUGUUAUGGUGGAUGACAUGAUUGACACUGCUGGGACUAUUGCAAAAGGUGCUGAGUUGUUACACCAAGAAGGGGCAAGAGAAGUCUAUGCAUGCACCACACAUGCUGUUUUUAGUCCUCCUGCUAUUGAGAGGUUGUCAAGUGGGUUGUUUCAAGAGGUGAUCAUCACAAAUACCAUUCCAGUGAUGGAACAGAACUACUUUCCUCAGCUCACUGUUCUGUCAGUAGCAAACCUUUUGGGCGAGACAAUUUGGCGUGUUCAUGAUGACUGCUCUUCCUACUCCAGUUUUCCAAACAUUCAGACCGGAGAAGGGGAUCACACUAGAGCUAGGAUCCCAGCCCUUCUCUGGGGCACCAGGUUGGGCCUCCGUUUGAGAUCUGAGAGAAUUGAGAUUGAGGGAGGAGCACCCAACACUCCAGAUAUGCAUCAUCAACAAAUUAAAAGGAGCCAAAUCCGUGGCAUCUACAAUGUACAGCUUGUUGGGAUGGAUUAUGAGAUCUGCCAACUCCUUUUACCAGAAAACUUGUACAGGGAUGAAAAUGGGGGACAGCCUUAAUGGGAUGGCUAUUUCUAUUUUCUUUUUUUAAAUCUUUGCGAUGCUUGUAGUUGUAGUUGUAGUUGUAGCCAGAGCCACCUGGGCUAAUCUCCAUUCUCCCCUUAGCUUGCUAUGUCAUGGAGAGGGGAUGAUUGUAAGCCCCAAUUCCAGACCAGUAGAAUUUAAUGUAAAUAAAUAUAUAUUUAUGCUGA
Messenger RNA from Nelumbo nucifera (sacred lotus), 1758 nucleotides. RefSeq names its product ribose-phosphate pyrophosphokinase 1. Gene Ontology annotation, molecular function: ribose phosphate diphosphokinase activity; magnesium ion binding. Gene Ontology annotation, biological process: ribonucleoside monophosphate biosynthetic process; 5-phosphoribose 1-diphosphate biosynthetic process; purine nucleotide biosynthetic process. Gene Ontology annotation, cellular component: ribose phosphate diphosphokinase complex; cytoplasm. Lineage: Eukaryota; Viridiplantae; Streptophyta; Magnoliopsida; Proteales; Nelumbonaceae. The record is from RefSeq and is a predicted model, not a curated record.